Aspergillus alliaceus is the source of this 1009-nucleotide messenger RNA. RefSeq names its product putative cysteine dioxygenase Cdo1. The record is from RefSeq and is a predicted model, not a curated record. Gene Ontology annotation, biological process: L-cysteine catabolic process. Gene Ontology annotation, molecular function: ferrous iron binding; cysteine dioxygenase activity. NCBI's taxonomy places the organism in Eukaryota, Fungi, Ascomycota, Eurotiomycetes, Eurotiales, Aspergillaceae. The transcript has 5 exons. The coding region runs from base 207 to 860 and encodes 217 amino acids.
ACUGAUUUCCUUGGUUUUAUCCAUAGUUAUUCCCCGUGCAACCUUUCUUUGAUUGUGACUAUAAGUCCUCUUUCUUUUAGAAGCAUUCUUCAAAGACCUCAUCCCCAACCAGUUGCUAUACUUACCAAACCACACACUCUCACCAAUAACCCGACAAACAAACGCCACAUACAAACUAAGCUAUAGGGGCUAAAAGAAGAAGAAAAAUGCCCUACCUCCAACACAUCCCAGAAAACAACCAACCAAGCAACACCUUCGAACAACUAGUACAGGACCUUAGUGCAGCCCUGGGUCCGAGCUCGGGCCUGGACUCCGAUGAUGUCGACCCGUUCGAGAUCCGCCGUCUGAUGGAACGAUAUAUCUCCAAUCCCGAUGAAUGGGAGCCGUUCGCCCUACCCGAUCUCAACAAGACCUACACGAGGAAUCUGAUCGACAAAGGCAACGGGAAGAGCAAUCUGCUUAUCCUAGUCUGGAGCCCCGGAAAGGGAAGCGCGAUCCAUGAUCAUGCGAAGGCGCAUUGUGUUAUGAAGGUCCUAAAAGGCUCUCUCCGCGAGACGCGAUAUUCAUGGCCCAAUCAACAUAAACUCGAGCUUGGGCAGGCGUCUCCGUUGCAGUUUAUGCAGGAAACAACCUACACCAAGAACCAGGUUACGUAUAUGUCUGACGAGCUGGGCCUGCAUAAAAUAUCUAACACGGAUCCGGACAAUGUUGCCGUUUCCUUGCAUCUUUAUACGCCGCCUAAUGCUGCCGCGUAUGGUUUCAGCGUUUUUGAUGAGAGGACGGGGAAGGCGAGCCAUAUCAAACAGACUAACUACUACUCUAUUAGAGGCGAGCGGUGCUCGGCUUUGCGAACACAGUAAUAUGUGGCUCCUGGGGUUCUGUUUGUUGUUUGUUAUUAUUUAUUCUUUUCGUUCUUUUUGUACUAUAGUCUAGUAAAUACCCCGCUUAGCAUAGUCGUGCUUUUGAGUAUCUCAUUCUUAUACCCUUUAGGAUGCUAAUUGCAGAAUAC